Linnemannia hyalina is the source of this 5151-nucleotide messenger RNA. NCBI's taxonomy places the organism in Eukaryota, Fungi, Mortierellomycota, Mortierellomycetes, Mortierellales, Mortierellaceae. The record is from the annotation of a GenBank genome assembly.
AUGAGGCUUUUGUCGGAGAAGACGCACCGAGAACAGAUUGAAUCUAACCCUUCCUCGGGCGUAUUGGCAUCCGAUUCAGAAGACACCCCCAUGGAAGAACCAGAGUCACGGGUCAAGCAAGAGAGCACAACGCCAGCAGCCAUGACGCCACCUGAGAGCGCAGUGGUCGUGCCUGACCUAACAUCCGAUUCAGCCAUGGAGAUCGCCGAGACCGAGCAGAACGACGAGAAGGAGAUGAGCGAAAUGGACAGCAACAUCAAAAAGGAACCCAUCACAACAAUACCCGGCUUUGCCAACGCCCGUUCCACAUUUCCUGAAGAUAACAACCAUCCUUCCCCAAAUUCCCGCGCCGCCACUCCAGAGAGCAACCACCCCUCACAAAACGACAGACACCAGACGCCGGAACCCAGGACGCCAGGAAGCACUCCAGGAAGCACUCCAGGUGCGCAGACAAACUCUGCCGAAACAUCCCCUUCACGCAAGGCGAAGCGGAUGUUGCCGCCUCCUGAACGGAUGGUCACUCGUGGAGUCAGUGGAGCUAUUCGCCACCGGAGUGUUGACGAGAUUCUCGGAACAGCAUCAGACCGCUCACCGCGCGCUACAUCCCCAGUCGGUACUUCUGGAGCCGUGAUCGCCACCCCCACCCCAAUGCCCGUGGCAGUGGAGCCCAUGACUCCAGCUAUUGCUGCCCUGACAGCAUCUGCCAUAUACUCGGCACCGAGCCAUGGCUCCAUAUCACACCUUGCUGUCAAGCCACCCCCACUCAAACUCCACACUGCCAAGAAGCACGCCCAGCCUACGACAACCCCUACACUCAUGAAGCGGACGGAUUCGCGCUUCGGAUCGCAGCGGUACGAUACCUUGGAUGGAAGCCCAUCUGGUCGCCCGACCCGACACGUGGAUCUCUAUGCUUGGCAGCUCAAGGUUCAGAGCCAGCCCAUCUACAAAGCUUUUCAGACUGCAACCAAGGUCGUCAAUACCAAGGAUUGGAAGGUUGCCCGUGAGGAGUUGAAGUUGAUGAGAGCAAUGCAGCGAAUUGAUACCCUCAAGGAGGGAAACCGAUGGAGUUUUAAGCAGAUCAAGAAGCAUCGUGGACCAGCCCGCACAAAGACUCACUGGGAUCAUCUUUUGGACGAGGUGCGGUGGACCCAAGUCGACUACAAGGAGGAGAGGCGGUGGAAGAUUGCCACCGCCUACCAGGUGUCCAGGUGGAUCAUGGCUUGGCACGAGACCGAUGACAAAUCCCUCGUCUGUGUUCCGCGUCAAAAGGUCAUUGAGCGGCCAGAGUCGCCCAUAGAGCAACCAACUGAGGCUAUGGAAGCAACAGUCAAGAUCGAGGACUUUUUGGAUGAGUCCAUGGUGGAUACUUCCGAGUCGUCCCGCGAGGACUCUUUUGUACCCGCAACAGAGGCAAUGGACGUCGUCACAAAACAAGAACCGUCAGAGCAGCCUCCGAUCAACGACACGUCCGCCGAUAAGCCCAUCAAGAUUGAGUCGGAGGAUGUCACCAUGUCUGCUCCUUUGGCUGCAGAUCAGAGCAAGACGCCUGUGAUGGACACGCCCGCCCCUGAAGGUGCCGACAACAAGGCACUCGUCCCCAAGCUCAAGGAGAACGCCAAGGAUGACUUUAUGAUGAUGCCCCCACCCCUUGCGCCAGCAGUCAUCCAAAAGUGCAGACCGUCUAUUCUUGAGCUAGACACCAGCGUUACCAUGUUCUCGCUCGACAAUUUGGAGGCUUUGAUGGAGGGAACUCGCAUUGGAUCUCUGGACAUCAACGCACUCUUCCCAGACUUGCCACUCUACGGACCACCCAACCCAGACGACAACGACGCAUACUUGGACGAGGCGGAGCACGGCCGCGUCACCAUGAUCAGCCGAUUGAUGUCUUCCAAGCCACCCUCAUUGGACUUCAGUCCACUGGCUUCCCAGGUCGUUUACUUGAAGCACAAGAGGGAUCCUAUUGACGAGAUGGACGACUUUGAGGAUGAGGACGCCAGAGUUCCCAGGAUUGAAGGCAGGAUCCUGAACGCCAUCCCUGGCACCGAACCACCAAGGACAGUUCCAGUGCUCUUCCAGACCAAGAAAAACAAGGAUGCUCCAUCUACGCCCAUUCGCCGACCUACACCUCCCGGUCCCCUUGCGCAGAAAGUGCCUGUUGUCUGGACGAGCGAGGAGGAUGAUCUGUUGCUGAGCAUGAUCAAGCCAUACCAGUACAACUGGGACCUGAUCUCCGAUAUGUUCAACUCGAUGCGGGGACCCAUCCUUUCUUCAGAGCGAAGAACCCCAUACGACUGUUACGAUCGCUGGUCCAAGAAGGAUGGACCCCAAUCGGGACCCAAUGGUGUUGGAGCGGACUCGGGUUCAGGACUCAUCCCCAUUGGUAACCUCCCUACCGGCUCGAGCCCGACACCACCAUCACCCAAGGCGAGAAAGGAUAAGGACGGAAAGAAGAUUGUCACGUCCAUCAAGGCUGACCCAGCAAAGAAAAAGCAGCGAUCAUUGAGUAUGCUUGAGGCCAUGAAGAAGGCCAUGAAGAAGCGUGAGAUUGCUCAGAGUCGAGUCAAUGCUGCCCCCGUCGUGACUGCAGCGAACAAGAAGGCGGUUAUUGGUCAGGAUGGUCAGAGCCCCAAGAUUGGAAACGGCAAUGUACCUUUGACCCCUGCAGAUCUGAGCAAGUACAAGACGGACCGCGACCGCCACUUGAGCCAGGUUAUGAACGAGCAGCGACAGCUGCAGGCUGCAUCGAUGGCUCUAGGAAGACCCGGUGUUGGCGUUGGAGUUCGCCCUCCCAUGCCCAAUCCAGCUGGUUCUCCCCUGGACGCCGCUCAGCAAUUGGCCCGUGCCGCUGGUACUCAGGCUGGGGCCCAACAGCGUCCACCUCAGAUGUCGCCCCAGGCCAAGGCGGGAGUUCGACCACUUAACCCCCAGCAAGUCCAGCAGGUCCAACAAGCUCAAGCGGCAGCACAAGCACAAGCCCAGGCUCAGGCUCAGGCCCAAGCACAAGCUGCAGCACAGGCCCAAGCUCAGACUCAGGCCCAACAGGUUCAGCAAGCCCAACAGGCUCAAGUCCAGCUCCAUUUGCAGCACCAACAGCAGAUGCAGUUGCAGCAGCUUCAACAACAGCAGCAGAUCCAAAUCCAGCAACAGCAACUCGCACAGGCGCAACAAGCCGCACAGGCCCAGGCCCAGGCACAGGCGCAAGCUCAGGCUCAAGCUCAAGCCCAGGCUCAGCAGCAAGGACAAGGUGUUUCGCAGAUCCCAUUGACAGGCCUGAGUCCCCAAGCCCUCAACUAUAUCCGCAACAACCCCAGUCUGUCGCUCUCCAGCCCACAAAUACAAGCCUACAUCCGUCAGCAACAGCUCCAGGCGCUCCAGCAGCAGCAGCAGCAGCAGCAGGCUGCACAAGCUCAGGCUCAAAUCCAAGCCCAGGCACAGGCGCAGCUCCAGCAGCAACAGCAACAGCAGGCGUCGUCUUCGCCUCUCGCAAGACCCAUGACGUCGCCUAUGUCCGGUUUCGCCAGUCCGUCUCUCCAGGCGCAGCACCUACAGCAAGUCCAGGCUCAAGCUCAGGCACAGGCGCAGCAGCAGGCCCAACAACAGCUUUUGGCACAGCAGCUUCAGCUUCAACAGGCCCAGCAGUUGCAGGCCCAGCAGAUCCACGCACAGAAGCAGCAACAGCAGCAGAUGGUCCAGCAGCAGCAAAUGCAGCAGCUUCACCAACAACAGCAGCAACAGCUUCAGUUGCAAGCUGCGCAAGCUCAGGCUCAGCGGGCUGCUCAUGCACAAGCGCUUCAACAGCAACAGCUUCAACAACAAGCCAUGCAGCAGAAGCAACAACAAGUCGCCCAGCUCCAGCAGAUCAAGACACCCACAGGAUCUCCUCGACAAGCUUCGACGGCUCAGAUGGGCGGUUUGACCCCCAACCUCCCCAGCGGACCCAGCACACCCGGUGAGUCGAUCAACCAUGCCGCAGCGAACGCCAACCGGAUGAAUGGUACAGGAAACGGAUCAGGAAACUCGUCCGGAGCGGCCACACCAUCGACUCCUAUUCUUGCUGGCGGAGCCCUCAACAAUAAUAACGGUGCUAUCGGAGUCAACGCCAAGCCUCAGCAGGUUCUGAACACCAACGGAGUUACCAAGGGAGGCAGCACUCCUGUCAUGACCCCCGGAGUUAUCUCAAGUCCCACGUUGUUCCACUCUGCGACGGCCUCGACACCUGCAGCCGGAGCCAACCCUGUCACUGUCCAGACGCCCAUUAUGGGUCACACUCAGCCCCAACAGCAACAGUUGCAGCAGCAACAGCAGCAGCAGCAGCAGGCUCUUCAGCAGCAGCAGCAGCAAUUGAAGCAGCAGCAGUUGCAACAGCAACAGCAGCAGCAACAGCAACAACAACAGCAACAGCAGGCGACAGCAGGUGCUCAAGGAACCCCAACCCCCCCUAUGGCGUCUCUUCUGACAAUGCCAACCGUGCCCACGCCUCAGAUGAUUGCCCAGCUGGCCCAGCACUACCCGAACCUUCCCCGCCUCCAAGCCGAAGCCCAAGCCCGCCAGCAGUUGCAGAGAUUCUUCGAAAGCCAGUACAAUGCCCAACAAGCGAUUAAGCAACAGCAGGCGAUGCAGCAGCAGAACGGUCAGCAGCUCAAUGGACAGACGAGUCAAGCCCAGUCUCAAGCUCUUGCUCAGCAGCAGCAACAAGCAUCUCCCCAAUUGGUCCAGCAGUCCCAUGUUGGUCAGACUGCGGGUCUUGUCAACGGCCAAACGAUGAACGGUCAGGUCAUGAACGGUCAGUCGCCAGGUCUUGUCAACGGUCAAGUCAUGAGCCCAGCCAUGAAUGCGGCGCAGCUUGCUCAACAGAAGCAGCUUCAACAGCAGCACUUGAUUCAGCAGCAGAAGCUCCAGCAGCAGAAGCAGCAGUUGGCGAUGCAACAGCAGCAAUUGGCCCAGCGACAGCUUCAGCAGCAACAGGCGCAACAGUUGGCCUUGCAACAACAACAGCAACAGCAGCAGCAACAGCAGCAGGCAAUUGCAUUGCAGCAGCAGCAGUUGGCUCUUCAACAACAACAGCAGCAGCAACAGCAGCAGCAGCAGCAACAACAACAACAGCAGCAACAACAACAACAGCAGCAGCAAAACCCUCAAUCGCAGCCUUAA